Messenger RNA from Penicillium verrucosum, 294 nucleotides. RefSeq names its product SWI5/SAE3 family protein. NCBI's taxonomy places the organism in Eukaryota, Fungi, Ascomycota, Eurotiomycetes, Eurotiales, Aspergillaceae. Gene Ontology annotation, biological process: double-strand break repair via homologous recombination; meiotic DNA recombinase assembly involved in reciprocal meiotic recombination; meiotic joint molecule formation. Bases 1 to 294 code for a protein of 97 amino acids. The transcript is spliced from 3 exons. Gene Ontology annotation, cellular component: Swi5-Swi2 complex; Swi5-Sfr1 complex. The record is from RefSeq and is a predicted model, not a curated record.
AUGGAUCCAACCAAAGAAACCAAAUCCUAUAGGGACCAGCAGCGAAUAGCUACCCUUCGCUCUUCAAUUGCAACUCUAGAAGCUAAGCAUGUGCGGCUUCAAGCCGACCUAACUGACGUGACUGCUCAGCUCAAGGACAAUCCCAAUACCACAUGCGAGCGCUACACGCAGCUCUUACAUGAGUACAACGAUAUCAAAGACGUUGGACAGGGGUUGAUGGGGCUUCUUGCUGAUGCGAGGGGAGUAAGGCAGAUUGAGGUGGAAAAGGAGUUUGGGGUUUCGGAGGAGGAUUGA